This is a messenger RNA of Danaus chrysippus (African queen), 2376 nucleotides long. The record is from the annotation of a GenBank genome assembly. Lineage: Eukaryota; Metazoa; Arthropoda; Insecta; Lepidoptera; Nymphalidae.
AUGUAUGCCGUGGCAUUGUUGACGGGCACUUUGAUCGCACUGGCCGGCGCUCGCAUCUACGACCGCUGUGAACUGGCGCGCGACCUCCUCAGGCUGGGAGUACCGAGGGAGCAGGUACCCACGUGGGUGUGCAUCGCCUUCCACGAGUCCCGGUACGAUACGAGGGCGAGGAACCCGAACAGCGGCGACCACGGGCUGCUGCAGAUAAGCGAGGUGUACUGGUGUGGGCCAGGGAAGGCCUGCGGACUGCCCUGUUCAGCUCUCAGAGACGAUGACAUCGCGGACGAUGUGCGCUGCGCUCUACAGAUAUACAAGGAGCACACGAGACUACAAGGGGACGGAUUCAUGGCCUGGGUAGUGUACCCGCAUUACUGCAGGAGCAACCCAAAGAAGUACAUAGUGGACUGUGAUCACUCCGUUAAAAGUUAUUCAGAGAAGAUCGAUGACAACCCGCGGCGCGCUAAAACGGAUUUCCUCAAUUUCACGUCGCCCCCGUUUGUUGACACAAGUUACGACAACCGACCAUUACCGAACUACUUGAGUAUAAAUUCCUUGUUUCAAGGAAACUAUUUCGAAGAAUUUGAACGAGAAUAUUAUAACAAUAAUAAGCGUCCCUUCAACUGGGUUAACUUUAAAAUAGAUAAUAUAGAUGACCUAAAGCUACCGGUAACAAACAGAAAGGGUCGCGUCGAGUUCGUCACGGCGCCCACAGCGACUACAUACACUACUACAACCACUGCCAGAACAACAACAACACUUGAACCCGCGUUGAGAGGAAUCAAACCUCCAUCACCACGGAGGAUAGAGUCGAACCAGUUCCGCAGAAGAAAGAUGAAGCUAGAAGAGAUGACACCUAAAACUGAUUCCCAAACCGAGCUUACCACGACGACUAUACGAACGACUUCUUCAUCAACUACUAUCUCUCCAGAAAUAACGAAAACCUUUGAACAACAUUUUGAUUCUCGUUAUUAUUACUCUUCUAGUACAUCACCAACAACAACUAGUUCAACAACGGUGAUGCCAAUAGUUGAUGAUAAAAAGACCACUUCUAAGGACGUGUCACCGACUUAUUAUUAUGAACAUUACUCUCCUCUAACGACUACAGUGAAACCUUCUACUGGAGUGACUUCACGGACGACGAGUGAAAUUAAGAGCGAAAGAACUAACGCUGUUACACAAAGUACAACCACACAAACACCCGAAACAACUAGUGCCACUGUAUCUAGAAGAGGAGGGUCCCGAGGGUUUAGGUUCUAUUCAUCUCCCACUGCAUCGACGAAUACAACCACACAAGUUAUAUCAAGAAACGACUCAGAAGGAAAUAAAGCCCGAAGAAUCGAAAUCACUACGAAGAGACCUGAAUUUACGUUUCCUAGUUGGGCUUUCAAGAAACAAACUACUGUUAACAAUAACUUAAACGCGAGUCAAAAUUUUCAAUUAAAUAACAAUAAUAACAGCUCAGUAUACUUGUCAAAAAUAAGCACAAGUCCGCCGUUUAAAAUUGAUAUUAAAGAAAAUAAAAAUGACAGCAGCACUGAAAAGACAAGUAAAGUUGAAGAAAGUGUAACAAAUAAAUCAAACAGUAGUGUGUCGUCAAGAGCGGUGUCAGAGGCGGUGACCAGUGAGCCGUCUGUAACGAAACCACAGUUCUCAUCAAGGGGAAAAUCUCGUUACAGUCAACCGACGACUGAGAGACCUAUAUUCGGUUCCCCAAGUUCGCUCGCCACAACUCCGCAAACAACGAAACUUUCCUCCGUCGCAUCUGAGACGCGCUCGACACAGUCCAUAUUUGACUUGUACUUGAAACCAACCAAGCGGCCGACCUUUCAACCUUUCAGCUUCACUCCGUUCAGAACAAACCCUCACAGACUGAGCAUAUUUUCAGGUGGAACGACCCCCCUGCCGCCGAGCGCAUUUUUAAUUCUUUCUUACCCUCACUUCCUGUACGCGGACUUCACUUAUAGGAAUGGAGUCAUAGGAAUGAAGCCGUUUGAAGAACAACACAGGAUCUUUGUUGAUUUGGAACCAAACACGGGAACUGUCAUCAGAGGGAUGAAGCGGGCUCAGUUCAACGUGUUCAUGAGACCAGUAACAGGUAUAAGCAGUACUCAGAACCUUAGGACCACGCUCAUGCCGAUAUUCUGGGUGGAGGAGGGUAUGCAGUUGCCUGAAGACUACGUAGACCUGUUAACAACUCGUAUGUUGAACCGACUGCGUCUCGUUGACAUCUUGAUCCCGGUGCUGAUAACGCUCUGCGCCCUCGUCGCCGUGCUGGGAGUGAUCAUCCUCAUACGAGUCAGAUACGUGAAGAGAAACAUCAAGAAUAAUAAAUCAUCCUCCUCAAUCACCCCCACUAGUAAUACGGUUGACAAUUAG